GUUAAACCGUAACACCGGAAUUGAGCGCCGUAUCGCGUAAACCGGAUACUAGUUUAUAUAUAGUGUUCUCGUACCGGGCGUCACCUGGCGCGCCGUUUAUUCGCGGUGUGAUUAACCUGACACCAUAAUCUGUCCUUCUCAAAGCUCCGGAUUAGCGAGUCUCCAUGUCCUCUCAGGCCGGGCUUCGGUGCUCGCAGGCGGACUUCUUGGCGCGUUGGAUGCCGGGUAGCACCAGAGCCGGGGUGAUCCUCGGACCCGUUCCGGACCCGACUCAGGGGUCCCCUUCCCUGGGGCCGGACGACUCCUUCGCCUCGGACUUCGCCCCUCUGCCGGGCUCCUCCGUGGACAGCAGCUACCUCGGCGUGGACGGGUUGGCCCGGUCACCCGGAGGAGAGACGGCCGAGAGAGAGGGGCCCCAGAGCGGACUGUCCUCCGGGGUUCCGAGGGGUUCCGAUGGAGAGCUGGAGGAGAUGGAGGGUCUGCCCAUAAGGGUGAAGCUAGAACAGAGUGGGUUUCAGAUGGAACAUGGUGUGUUUGUGCAGUUGAGGAAAUGGCAGCAGCACAUGCAGGAGCAGCUAAAAGCCCACCAGCUGGAGGAGCUGCUUCGCCUCCAGGAGGAGCAGCAGAAGCUGCUGGGAAUGAUGAACGGAUCCCCACACGGCUCAGAAGAUGACUCUGAGGCUUCAGGGCUGUCUGAUUCCAGAGAGACCCCAUACAGCUCCCCCAUAAACCGCCAUGGAGUCCCACCGGGCUCCACCCGACUGGAACAAGAGCCCCCACCUCUCCGGGAGCGGCUACCAGGAGUUCAAGAUUGUGAGGAGGUGGAGGAUGAGGAUGAGGGUACGUGUACCUCCAGAGGGGAAGAUCAGGAACAGCGCGUCAGUAGUUCCCAUUUCCACGCGCACGAUGACGCGUUGACUUCGGGGAGCGGUGGAGCGAUGACUUCGGGGAGCGGUGGAGCGAUGACUUCGGGGAGCGGUGGAGCGAUGACUUCGGGGAGCGGUGGAGCGAUGACUUCGGGGAGCGGUGGAGCGAUGACUUCGGGGAGCGGUGGAGCGAUGACUUCGGGGAGCGGUGGAGCGAUGACUUCGGGGAGCGGUGGAGCGAUGACUUCGGGGAGCGGUGGAGCGUUGACUUCGGGGAGCGGUGGAGAGAUGACUUCGGGGAGCGGUGGAGCGUUGACUUCGGGGAGCGGUGGAGAGAUGACUUCGGGGAGCGGUGGAGCGUUGACUUCGGGGAGCGGUGGAGCGAUGACUUCGGGGAGCGGUGGAGCGAUGACUUCGGGGAGCGGUGGAGAGAUGACUUCGGGGAGCGGUGGAGCGUUGACUUCGGGGAGCGGUGGAGCGAUGACUUCGGGGAGCGGUGGAGCGAUGACUUCGGGGAGCGGUGGAGAGAUGACUUCGGGGAGCGGUGGAGCGAUGACUUCGGGGAGCGGUGGAGCGAUGACUUCGGGGAGCGGUGGAGCGAUGACUUCGGAGAGCGGUGGAGCGAUGACUUGGGCCGGCAGCGUGGACGAAGUCUUCUGUGAGCGACCGAUAGAGCCGGGUAUCAAAGGGCAGAAGAAGACAUUUGAGGAGUUGUUGGAGCAGCAGCUGAGAGUGGAGGAGCAGAGGCUGAAGUCUGCCCGGCAACAGCAGAGCCACGCACCCCCCAAGAGGGCCUUUCUGAAGCGGGGCGAGGGCCUCUCAAGAUUCACCACCGGCCGCAAAGUCUCCUUACCAAAAUCGUGGGUGAGGAAGGACCCCAAGGACCCUGAGCCGCAGCUCCAGGCCAGAGUGGUUUCUGGGCCGGCAGCUCUCCAGAGAGGCGUCCAGCGGGUCGGCGUGCAGCGCAAAACCGCCACGCUCAACAAGGAGAACCGGCCCGGGGGUCUGAGUUCGCCUCAGGACGUCAGAAUGAGCAAAGCAGCGCGCAUGAAGGUUCUGGGGAGCCAUCAAAGACAGAACACAGAAGCACCGGAGUCCAUUCAAAGUGACCCGCAGGAGGGAAAACCGCCGAGGAACCUGAAGGAGCAGAACCCCAGGAACGCAGGUCUGUCGGCUCCGGGCCCCAUGAGGAGCACCGGUCCCAACACACAGCAGCCCGACCACGUCACCACACAGGGGGGCGCUCCCAGAGGCCCGGAGAGGGCUGCACGCCCUGCCGCCGGAGAGAGUGGUGCUUCAAGGAUGGAACCGGCGGCCGGAGGAGGCGGCGAAGGAGACGGAGUUUCACAGGAAUGGCUCGAGUCGUCGUUCCAGGACAAGAUCCGGCGCUGGCACUGCGACCGCCAGCUGGAGACCGUGGAGCUGGGGGAGUUUGAGCUGCUGGAGCAGGCGGCCGAGGAGCUGUCCUUCUCCUCCAAUUCCUCCUUCGUCAUGAAGGUUCUUCAGAUUGACCAGCAGCACCGGGGGCUCCACCCGCGCCGCCUCUCCUCCACCCCCAUCAAGUCGCCCCCCGGUAGCGGCGCUGGUUCGGCAGGUAAGAUCAGUUCCGUCCCCCCCGACGCGUUCGUGGUGAAGAUGAGCGGCGACGAGGACUCCGAAGGUUCGACCUGCGGCGCCGCUGAAUUGGAGGAGCGGGAAGCGGCGCUCGAACCGCCGUCGUUUCCCACACAGCCCGACCCGCCGUACGACAAGCAGUCGUACCAGGACGAGGAGAGCAGCGGGGACGACGCGUCCACGCUGAACGAGGAUGCGGUCGUGUUCGACGACGACGACACGUGGAACGAGCUGGACGGGGCCGGCUCGGCCAAUGACAGCAGAGGAGUUAGUCCAGCCGGCGCGGCGAGGACUCUGUCGAGGAAGGUGAGCAGAGCCGUGCAGCUGGACGAGGACGCUCCUCCUCCCGCUUCUCAGCUCAUGACGAGGUUGUUCCCCUCGCUGAACCCAAAAGCCCAGAAUGCACCUCUCCAUCCUGCUCCUGCUGUGGCGCCAGGCCAGCAGCUCCAGUCCCGACAGCUGAGGGAGCGGCUGGUGGAGCUGGAGAUUGAGAUCCAGAGAUUUAAGAAGGAGAACGCUGCUCUCUCCAAACUCCGGCAUGAGAACGAGGAGCAGCAGGAGCUUCUCAGGAAGGAGCGUUUGGUGUUCGAGCGGACGAGAGCGGAGGAGCUGGCCGAGCUGGAGGAACACAAGAGGGAAGAGAACAGGAAGUUGCAGAAGGAGCGCAAACUGUUCGAGAAGCACGCGACGGCCGCCCGAGCCAUCCCCGACAAGAAGGAGCGCGAGGAGAUCCAGGUGUUGAAGCAGCAGCUGAGCUCUCUGCAGGAGGAGCUGAGGGGGAGGGAGAGCCGCUGGGCCUCCUCACACAGCCGGCUGCGCCAACAGAUGGACUCCCUGGGCCAGGAGAACGGCGCUCUGCGGGACCAGAUCCGCAUGUUGGAAAAGCUGCGCCUCAGCACCUGGAGGAAAACCCCCGUGGAGGCAGAGAAGGACCGAGAGGCCAAAGAUCCCAGGACGUGUGAAGGCAACGCCACCAAAGGAGUGAAGUUCGCUAGUCCCCUGGACUCCAGAGGAGGAGGAGGCAGUCCUCCACAGAGCAGCACUGCUGCAGCCACCAGAAGGAGCAGUCAUGCUGCUGCAGCUGGUAUGAAGAGCAGCCUGAGGAGGCCAUCAGUGCCAUGCUUACCCUCCUCUUCCUCGCUGCCCAGCAGGAGGACCGAUGAGAGGCCUGCCACCAAGAACCAGGAGCUGGACGGCUCUCCGAAAAACGAGUCUUUGCCAAACGAGGCGGAGUCAGCGGAGGACCUAGAGGCGGAGUCAGCGGAGGACCGAGAGGCGGAGUCAGCAGAGGACCGAGAGGCGGAGUCAGCAGAGGACCGAGAGGCAGAGUCAGCGGAAGACCGCCCACCCCCCGAUGGCAAGGUGGAGACGCUUCUGGCCAGCGGGGAACGACUCGUCGUCUUCAACAACGGAACCAGGAAGGAGGUCUCCGCCGAUGGGCAGACGGUCAAGGUCACCUUCUUCAACGGGGACACCAAGGAGGUGACGGCCGACCAGAGGGUGAUCUACUUCUACGCCGACGCCCAGACGACACACAUCACCUUCCCCGAUGGCGUGGAGGUGCUGCACUUCCCCAACAACCAGACCGAGAAACAUUUCCCAGACGGCCGUAAAGAAAUAGUCUUCCCGGACCAGACUGUCAAGAACUUGUUCCCCGGAGGCCGAGAGGAGAGCGUGCUGACGGACGGGACCGUGAUCCAAGUCAGCCCGGACGGCACCAAGCAGAUCCUGUUCAACACGGGCCAGAAGGAGGUGCACACGGCCGGCUACAAGCGGAGGGAGUACCCGGACGGCACCGUGAAGACGGUCUACGCCGACGGCCGGCAGGAAACCCGCUACCCCAACGGGCGGCUCCGGGUCAAAGACCGGGACGGCAACGUGGUCCUGGACAGCGGGGCGUAGCGGACCACGCGGGUCCGAUUCCCAGACGGAGCGGCCUCAGCCACAGGAAAUGAAGCGGAAGCCUUUUAACUAUAAUUAAUUUAUUAUUUACUCCAGACGGCAUUAAUGUUCGUUAGUUCUUUAGUCACAUGACCCAAAAUGUUUGUUUACAUUUUCAGUGAAAUGUUCCCGUGUGUUUGUUUACAAUUAUUUUAAAGUGUAAAAAUGUUAAAUACGUAUUUAUUUUCUUAGCUCACUGUCUAUUUUGUAAAAUAAAAAUGUCUUUUUACUCA
Cyclopterus lumpus (lumpfish) is the source of this 4654-nucleotide messenger RNA. RefSeq names its product centromere protein J-like. Gene Ontology annotation, molecular function: tubulin binding. Gene Ontology annotation, biological process: cilium assembly; centriole elongation. The record is from RefSeq and is a predicted model, not a curated record. Bases 165 to 4382 code for a protein of 1405 amino acids. Gene Ontology annotation, cellular component: centriole; nucleus; centrosome. Lineage: Eukaryota; Metazoa; Chordata; Actinopteri; Perciformes; Cyclopteridae. The transcript has 18 exons.